This is a messenger RNA of Durotheca rogersii, 2039 nucleotides long. Its product is annotated as inositol polyphosphate multikinase. Gene Ontology annotation, biological process: phosphatidylinositol phosphate biosynthetic process; inositol phosphate biosynthetic process. The record is from RefSeq and is a predicted model, not a curated record. The coding region runs from base 472 to 1707 and encodes 411 amino acids. The transcript has 2 exons. NCBI's taxonomy places the organism in Eukaryota, Fungi, Ascomycota, Sordariomycetes, Xylariales, Xylariaceae. Gene Ontology annotation, molecular function: inositol-1,4,5,6-tetrakisphosphate 3-kinase activity; inositol hexakisphosphate kinase activity. Gene Ontology annotation, cellular component: cytoplasm; nucleus.
AUACAUAUUCCUUUGUUCGCCUUGUCCCACAUCGAUAUUAAGCGUCUACGUCUCGCUCACACCUCACCUCUCCCCGUGAUUCCCGCUUCAUACAGCCAAACUUCCGCAUAUGUAGGCCGUGUAUGAGAUGUAACGCGCCCUCAACCUCUACUGUCGGAAAAGGCCGUUGUUUUUCUUUCAACCUGUAUCUGUGCAUAUCCUCGUUGGUUCUUCGCCAUUGUUGGCCUGCCCCCGCCUCCUCCUCGCUUUCGUCCCCCUCGUCACUUUCAGCUGUUCAUUCACCGAGAGGCCAACCAACCAACCAACCAACCAACCAACCAACUGGCCCUUCGAGUCCACCCCCUACUUUCUUGCCCUAGCUGCCGACUAUUUAGUCGCCGGAACUGCUCAGAGACCUGCCGUUCUCUGGGUCAUGCCAAAAGUGUAGAUUUCACCAGGAACCAUUUCCAUCAUCGACAGGACCCGGGAAGGAUGUUGGCCACCCGUGAAACCUUCGGCAAGAGCGCCGUGAACAAGGACCGAGAAAUACCUAAAGCGGACAACCUGAAGAAAUACAACCAUGCGGUCGCUGGGCAUGCGGGAACCAUGUGCGACGCGGACGGCGAAUUGUUUAUCAAGCCAUGCACGCAAUCCGAGGUCGAGUUCUACGAGUCGGCGCACGCACUCCAUCCCGACUUCGCAGAGCUCAUGCCCCUCUACAUCGGCACGCUGUCGCUGGGUGAAGACGUUGACCAAGCCACGAUCCAUGCACAAAUACCCGGCCUGGUCGAGCACGCGGAUAUUCCCUCUAGCAUUAAGGAAGAAAUUCAGUCGCACCUGCACCUCGAGGACAGGAAGGUCGUGAUCGAGCCUCUGGCGGGGAAGAAGAAGAAUGCUGCUGUCGAUCGGGACUCAGUCCCCAGCAAGGUGAGGAAGAUCACGACGGAUCGGGCCGUGGUGCUAGAGAACGCGUCCUUCGGCUUCCAGAAACCAAACAUCAUGGAUGCCAAGCUGGGCAUUCGACUGUGGGCCGACGACGCACCCCCGGAGAAGAGGGACCGGUUUGACAAGAUCGCCGAGGAGACAACACACAAGAAGUUUGGCUUCCGUGUCGCCGGCAUGAGGGUGUACAAGGGGUCCGCGAAUGCGGCCGAGCUGGAUGAGGAAGGAUACAAGAUCUACGAUAAAGACUGGGGCAGGGUGACCGUACAGGAUCACAACGUUGUCCCGUCGCUCAAGAACUUCAUCUUCAACGAGGCCGCCGGAAUCGACGACGACCUGGGCAAGACUAUCGCCGGCUUGUUCAUGCAGGAUCUCCGCAGGGUGCAGGAGGUCCUCGAAAGGGAGGAGAGCCGGAUGUACUCGGCGAGUCUACUCUUUGUCUUCGAGGGAGACGGGGCCGCUCUCCGCGCCGCCGUCGACGAAGCAAAAGCCAGCGCUACGCCAUCGGGACGCAGGCGAGGACCGACGCGGGCCCCUGCCGCUAAUCUUAGGGUAGAUAGCGGCAUCGGUAUCGACGAAGGAGAACUUUGCGAGCCUUCGGUGACCGAGGAGGAACUGGUUGAACUCGAAGAGGACUCGGACGAGGAAUCGACCUUCCCGCACAUAUAUUCCCUCAAGUUGAUCGACUUUGCGCACGCAGCGUGGACGCCGGGGCAGGGGCCGGACGAAAAUGUGCUGCUCGGGGUCCGGAGUCUAGCGAAGAUUUUUGAGGAAAUGACCGAGUAAACGGGCCCAGAUUCGCCUAGGCCGAAGAGGAGGAACAUGGGAAUUCUGGCAAACGUGCGGGCAUGCACGGCUUGGGAGGCGACCGAGCACGUACGUGCGUCGUUCGGUGCCUAGAAUCGGUAGAGAAUCCCAUGGGCGUCUUGCGGGAGAUGUCUGGCGUUUGGCCUACAAUAUACCCUACCCACUGUACAUUCCUCCGGCGCAGGAGGCACGACAUAGACGAAGCAAUCCUCAUAGGACUGAUAUUUGCGAUUAGAAUACAACCCCUAGAUCUCACCGUCCCCCAGCCGUGUGCUAAGAUUGCCAGAAAUAUGUCGCGCUCUCUGUUUACG